Vicugna pacos (alpaca) is the source of this 1924-nucleotide messenger RNA. The record is from RefSeq and is a predicted model, not a curated record. NCBI's taxonomy places the organism in Eukaryota, Metazoa, Chordata, Mammalia, Artiodactyla, Camelidae.
GGCCAGCGAGGUGGUGCUGGAAACUAGGCCGCAGGCCAGGUGCUGCGUGGACACCUGAUCCCGCCUCCAUCUACUCAGGGAGGGACACGAGACCUGCGGGUGGGCCAGGAGGCUAGGUCAGGCAGGGCUGUGUUGCUUCUCGAGACAUCAAGCUUUUCUGUCUCCUCCCACUGGGGCACCCUGCGCCCCAACCCGAGGCCCACAAUGGCUUGUCCCAAGUGCACUCCUGGGCCUCACCAAACGGCUUUAGGGAGAUCCUGUUCCCUCAUUUACCCUCGUCCCUCAUGACACAACAUCUCCAGGGACAGGGCCAAAUGGAGCCGGGGCAGGGGGGCCCGGGCACCACCCCUUCUGUCACCAUGCCUCUGCUCUGGCCAAGCCAGAGCCCUUCUUGAGUGGGGCGAGGGCACUGUCCCCAGGUUGGUGGCACUCACCCGGCCAACUUUGGCCCUGCCUCAUCCAAUGAGUCCGCAGCCCUGGGGCCCUGUGGUUUCCUCUCUUGCCACUGUUAGUGAUUUUACUUGCCAGAGCUUAGUAGGUGGAGGGUCUCCAGGGUCCCCCAUGCUGUCCUGGAGCCCCCUGAGGUGGUGUCAUCACCACGUGGCAGUGAGACUGGUAGGCUGAGCCCUGGGCCACCUUCUGCAGCGAGAGCUGCUGCUGGCACAGGGCUGUGGGGCCAGCUCGGGACCUGGGGAGCCACAGCCACAGCUCGGCCUGCAUCGCAGGGUCCAGCCGGGGUCUCAAAGCCCACAGCUCGGUGGGGACCUGGGGUCACCUUUUAGCCAGAUGGCGUCUGACCAGCCAGCAGGACUCAGGCAGAGUGACCGCUGCCAGAGUGAGCCGCAGCCCUCAGGCCCAUGUCCCGCCCCUACAGGUUCUGCGGGGAGUGCCUCCAGCCCUGCCUGCAGGUGCCGUCCCCCCUGUGCCCGCUCUGCCGCCUGCCCUUCGACCCCAAGAAGGUGGACAAGGCCACCCACGUGGAGAAGCAGCUCUCAUCCUGCAAGGCGCCCUGCCGGGGCUGCAAUAAGAAGGUGACGCUGGCGAAGAUGAGGGUGCACAUUUCCUCCUGCGUGAAGGUUCAGGAGCAGAUGGCCAACUGUCCGAAGUUCGUCCCCGUGGUGCCCACGUCCCAGCCCAUUCCCAGCACGGUACCACCCUUCGCCUGCCCGUACUGCGCCCGCAACCUAGACCAGCAGGAGCUGGUGAAGCACUGUGUGGACAACCACCGCAGCGACCCCAGCCGCGUGGUGUGCCCCGUCUGCUCGGCCAUGCCCUGGGGCGACCCCAGCUACAAGAGUGCCAACUUCCUACAGCACCUGCUCCACCGGCACAAGUUCUCCUACGACACUUUCGUGGACUAUAGCAUCGAUGAGGAAGCUGCCUUCCAGGCUGCCCUGGCCCUGUCCCUCUCCGAGAACUGAGGGCACAGCCCUGGACGAGCCCUCCUGCUGGAGGGACAGGGAAGGAGCCUCGAGGGCCGGUGGAGCCUCACUGCGGCAGGAAGGGAGGCCGCCGUCCGGCUGCCAGGGCUCUGCUAAGCGUCGCUGGCUCUGCGGUGCUUUGAGCUGAGCAGGUGGCCUCGCGGGACCGGCCGCGGGACUGAGCACAGCCAGCUGUCUGCGUCUCAAAGCCAUGCCGUCCUCUGCUGCCGGGAGGACUGUUGGGGCCUUGCCGCCGAGCAGGGACGCGCGGAGGGGCACCCGGCCCAGCCCUGGCCCGCUGCCCCCCGCACUCGGUACUGGCCUCUGCGGUCCCUCGAGGUCCUGGCACUUUUCUACAUCAUCCAGCGCGAUGACCUUCUCACAUUUUUAGAACAAAGAUAAAGCAGUCACUCUUCAUGCUGCAAUCUCCGUGUUUGACUGGGAACAAUAGUAUUUUUAUGGGACGUUUACAAAAUUAUAUUUUUUAAAAAACAAUCAGAAGU